GUCGGAUCCAUGUUACUCUAAUACCCGUGACAACCCUGUCAUAUAUACAGGCUUGAAGACAUGAUCACUAGCAGCAGUGUUUAUGGCUUAAAGAUGCAGUGGACCCCAGAGCAUGCCCAGUGGGCGGAACAGCACUUUGACAUCUCCUCCACCACCCGCUCCCCGGCACACAAGGCGGAGGCCUACCGGGGCCACCUGCAGAGGACGUACCAGUACGCCUGGGCCAACGAUGACAUCUCCGCCCUGACCGCCUCCAACCUCCUGAAGAAGUACGCCGAGAAGUACUCGGGCAUCCUGGAGGGCCCCAACGAGAGGGGCCUGCUGUGCACCUACGGCGACGGCUCGGCGCCCGUCGGCCUCCUGAACGGCCGCAAGUCGGAGAGCGACUGGCAGGACGGCAUCUACCCCAUGAGCUGCGCGGCCGACGUCAUCGCGGCGAGCAAAGCUGGUGCCACGGUGGAGGUGUCGGUGGGCAGCUCGGUGGGCUCGGGGACGGGCAGCAGCCUGGCGGAGCCCAGCUACGCCAGCAGCAACUGCGCCGGAGGCGGCCACACGCCGGGCGGUCUGCACGGCGCCUCCGGGCCGGCACAGGACUUCACCAGUGGCUACAACGGCUCCUACCUGCACUCCAGCUACAGCGGCCAGAGCACGCCUGGCCUGCCCUCGCCACACCCGUCACCCCUGCACAGCGCUGGGCUCUUACAGCCCCCGCCGCCCCCGCCGCCUCCUCCCCCACCCACACUAGUGCCCAGCUACAACGCCGGCUCCCCGAACCUGUCCAGCUACAGCUACCCCGCAGCAGGGUACCCUCCACAGACUCCCGUGGCGGGUUAUAGUCCAGGGGGAGGGCCUCCACCUCCCCCAUCCGCGUACCUGCCGUCGGGCAUCGCGGCCCCCACUCCCUUACCGCCAUCCACUUUACCCGGCUACACCUACCAGUCGCACAGCCAUGCGCCGAUCGCCCCCACCCCUCUCAACGGCAGCUCGGCCAACUCGCUGAAGAGGAAAGCGUUCUACAUGACGGGCCAGGGCGACAUGGACUCGGCUUAUGGAAAUUUCAGCUACAGCCAGCAGCAGCAGCAGCAGCAACAGCGCUCCACCCAGAGCCCCAUGUACCGAAUGCCUGACAGCAGCAUCGCUGACUCAAGCAGAGGGAACGGAUUUGACAGAAACGCUGAGGCGUCAUCUUUGGCGUUUAAGCCCACCAAGCAGUCGAUGUCCUCGGAUCAGCAGAGGAAGUUCAGCGGGCAGUCGGCCGGCUCGCGUGCGCUCACCCCCCCGUCGUCCUACGGCUCGGGCAAAUCGUUCGGCAAGUUCAGCGAGGAGCACAGGCAGCACCUCGGCCACUCGGGCGGCGGCGGUAACGGCACCUCGUCCGCACAUCCGGCCGAGGAGCAGCUGAAGAACAGCGACGCCAGCCUGGUGGAGCUGGUCACCACCGAAGUCCUCCAGCAGGGCAUGCCACCUGUCGACUGGAGCGACAUCGCCGGCCUGGACCUGGCCAAGGCCACCCUUAAGGACGAGGUGCUGUGGCCCCUGCUGCGGCCGGACAUGUUCAGCGGCCUGGGCGCGCUGCCUCGCACCGUCCUGCUCUUCGGGCCGCAGGGGAGCGGCCGGACGCUGCUGGCCCGCUGCGUGGCCAGCCAGAUGGGCGCAGCCUUCCUGCAGCUCAGCGGCCAGGCGCUGGCCACCAAGUGGGUGUCGGAGGGCGACAAGAUCGUGCAGGCCUCCUUCCUGGUGGCGCAGUGCCGGCAGCCGGCCGUGGUGUUCGUGAGCGAGGUGGAGCUGCUCUUGUCGGGCCAGCUCGCCGAGGAGAGCCCCGUCCAGCGCGUGCGGAGCGAGCUCCUCCUGCAGCUGGACGGCCUGCUGUCGGCGGCGGCCGACGAGCAGGUGCUGGUGGUCUGCUCCAGCAGCAAGCCGGAGGAGAUCGACGAGCCGCUGCGGAGGUAUUUCAUGAAGCGGCUGCUGGUGCCGCUGCCGGACGCCGGCGCCCGCCACCAGAUCAUCAGCCAGCUGCUGGCCCAGCACAACUACUGCCUCAGCGACAAGGAGGUGGCCCUGCUCGUCCAGCGGACCGAGAGCUUCUCCGGGCUGGACGUGGCGCGCCUGUGCCAGGAGGCGGUCAUCGGCCCGCUGCACGGCAUGGCCGGCUCGGACUUCUUGCCGGGUCAGGUGAGGCCCGUCUCGUACCAGGACUUUGAGAACGUCUUUUGCAAAAUUCAGCCCAGCAUAUCACAAAAAGAACUUGACACAUACACUGAAUGGAAUAAAAUGUUUGGCUGUUGUCAAUGA
Molecule: messenger RNA, 2292 nt
Organism: Sardina pilchardus (European sardine)
Lineage: Eukaryota; Metazoa; Chordata; Actinopteri; Clupeiformes; Clupeidae
Gene: fign
Product: fidgetin
Exons: 3
Coding region: 61-2292 (743 amino acids)
Molecular function (GO): ATP binding; microtubule severing ATPase activity; ATP hydrolysis activity
Source: RefSeq, a predicted model, not a curated record